UUCGGAGUUCCAUAGACAGUCUUGUGAGUUUGACUUUGGCGAUGGAAACCUGGGGCUAUGAGAGUACAUAUAACCAGCAAAUGCAACACAAGGUCCAAGAUUGAACAUGGCCAACCAGUAGUCUAUUUGAGAUUCAAGUUGGCAGUAAAAAAGAGCGUAAGGGGAUUGGUUUGGUAGAAGUUGAAUUGCCGCAUUUGGAUACUGUCGCCGAAAGGGUACUAGCGCGAUGCACCCCAGGGCUGUCUUGCUAAUGUCUUGCUAACGGGAAUAACCAACCACCACAGACAGCACCUUCACUCUCACCAUGACCGGCGGUUGCAAGUAUCGGCCCGCCUUUUCGAUGGUUGGAAUUGCCUUUGGAGUAGCGCAUUGAGGUGUUUUUCCCCUGGCAGACGUUCAUUUAACCUCAUUGGACCAAAUCUACUGCUAACGGACCGUUACACAUGCAAAAAGAUGCGGUGACGUAAGUGCCCCAACAACGGCUUGCGAACGUCUUCAAAUCUGUGAAUUCUCGUGAUGAAGUCAUAUGUGUGCCCUAUUGUACAUACAUAUGCAGGUCUUGAGGCUGCGGGUCUCUAUUGUACUGUGCUGUUUGCAUGCCACCACAAGAUUUCCGUUUGCGUCUCUCAAACCAGUCAACGACGCGUGUGUAAACACUGCCUAUACGCGCGUAUGUGGAUUCACAGGCCAGUUGCACUUUCCAUCACCCCCACCGACCAUCUGCCGCCUCUUUCUCUCUUUUCCUAAAGCCACACGACCCGUCAUUCUCUCUAUACACCCACCCAGGUGCCCAUACAGUCACUCUUUUCCGCCAUCAUACAUAUAUGCCGCUAUGAGGUUCAUCACUUUACCCCAGGCAUUGGGUGUGCUCACACUGUUGGCCCCUUGCCUGAUUCCUUCCACAUCCGCCAUCGAACUUGAUCCAACCCAGCCCGAUCAGGUUCGUGCCGCAGCAAAGGAUGUUGCCCAAGUCCUCAUGUCCAUGUACGCAAACCCGCAGACGGGCGCCAUCCUAUCCGGCAUUCCUGGACUGCUUACCUAUCCCCCAUACUACUGGUGGGAGGCUGGCGCCAUGUUUGGCCAGCUCAUAGACUAUUGGUACUACACCGGCGAUUCCCAGUGGAACGAUAUGGUGCGCGCUGGCAUCGUGCAUCAGAUUGGCGAGGAUAGAAACUUUAUGCCCGCAAACCAAUCCAAGGAUGAAGGCAACGACGAUCAACUGUUCUGGGCUUUCACUGUCAUGUCUGCUGCGGAAUAUAAUUUUCCAAGUCCACCGGACAAUGUUCCUGGCUGGCUCGCUCUGGCGCAGUCCAUCUUCAACCAACUCAACACCCGCUGGGAUAUGAAGACCUGCGGUGGUGGGACGCGAUGGCAAAUCUACCAAUGGCUUCCUGGCUAUGACUACAAGAAUCUCGCGUCCAACGGAGGGUUUUUCCAGCUGAGUGCGCGAUUGGCAUUGUAUACUGGCAAUGAUACAUAUGCGCAGAAAGCGAAUGAGAUAUAUGACUGGUUAGCCAAUGUCAGCCCUCUCAUUGAAGACGACUACAAGAUAAACGACGGGUCCGACGUCAAGAAGAAUUGUACCGAAGCGGAUCACUCUCAAUGGACGUACAAUUAUGGUAUAAUGAUAGGGGGCGCCGCAUACAUGUACAACUAUACCAAAGGAGAUCCCAUUUGGAAGGAACGUCUUCAAGGCUUCUUGAAUCAGUCAGAAUAUUUCUUCCCCCAGACUUACAACAACAUCAUGGUCGAGCCUUGCGAACUCACUCAGCAAUGUAACAUUGAUCAAGUCUCAUUCAAAGCCUACCUUUCGCGCUGGAUGGCGGUUGCUGUACAGCUUGCGCCUUUCACUGCGUCACAGAUUAUUCCUCAUUUGCAGCGGUCUGGAAAGGCGGCGGCACAAACAUGUGUUGCAUCAGAUGGUGUACCUGCACCGUACACGUGCGGCAACCGCUGGUACUGGAAUGGAUCCGACGAGAAUACUGGGGUUGGACAGCAACUGGCAGCGUUGAGCAUCAUCAGCUCCAAUCUAGUUACCAUUGCUGAGCCGCCGAAAAAUGUUGCUACCGGAGGAGACAGUAAAGGAGAUCCAGGUCUGGGUACCGCGGGAAGCGACGCAUACCCGGCUCUUGAAUUCUCUGAGAUCACGACAGGUGACCAAGUCGGAGCCUCGAUCAUUACAGCAUUGGCAAUCACUUUCAUGAUCAGUGGAGGCUAUUGGAUGACACAUGGGGAUUAG
Messenger RNA from Periconia digitata, 2239 nucleotides. The record is from the annotation of a GenBank genome assembly. Lineage: Eukaryota; Fungi; Ascomycota; Dothideomycetes; Pleosporales; Periconiaceae.